Messenger RNA from Osmia lignaria (orchard mason bee), 2275 nucleotides. It is a transcript of the gene Ilk, whose product is annotated as integrin linked kinase. Gene Ontology annotation, molecular function: protein serine/threonine kinase activity; protein binding; ATP binding. Gene Ontology annotation, biological process: substrate adhesion-dependent cell spreading; integrin-mediated signaling pathway; protein phosphorylation. Gene Ontology annotation, cellular component: focal adhesion; stress fiber. Lineage: Eukaryota; Metazoa; Arthropoda; Insecta; Hymenoptera; Megachilidae. The record is from RefSeq and is a predicted model, not a curated record.
AAAGCAGUCACUGUAUGAAGUAACUUCCUCAUAGUGAGACAGUAUACAUACACUAUUUCACACGAUUCUACGCGUCAUAUAUGGUCACACAUAAUUGCACGCAUAAAGUUCAAUCAGAGUAACAAAUUAAGUAUUGAACAAUAUCACAGACAAACUUGUACUCUAACGUUUUAUGAAUCUUCAUUGAAAUAUCACUAUCAGUCAGUCUGUGAAAUGCACUGAAGUGCAGUUUUUGUGUCAGUGUUGUUAGCUCGGAAAUAUGGUUAUAUUUAGUAUAUGACGACUACAGUGUUUUGGAACACGGAGCACUGCCACUCCCCCGUUAUAUUACUAUAUUUUCUUAAAUAACUGAAUAACUGACAAAAAAUGGAAGAUAUUUUUCAAUGGUGCCGUGAAGGAAACGCGAUGCAAGUGCGAGUUUGGUUGGAUGACACUGAACAUGACAUGAAUCAAGGUGAUGAUCAUGGAUUCAGUCCACUCCACUGGUGCUGCAAAGAGGGACAUUUAAAAUUGGCAGAGUUGCUAGUCAGUAGAGGAGCACGUAUUAAUGCUACAAACAGAGGAGAUGAUACCCCUCUUCAUCUUGCUUCUGCUCAUGGACAUAAGGAAAUUGUUCAAUUGUUACUUAGGAAUCGAGCAGAUGUGAAUGUAACAAAUGAGCAUGGAAAUACUGCUCUUCAUUAUGCUUGCUUUUGGGGUGAUCAAGCAGUUGCCGAAGAAUUAGUGGCUGCUGGUGCUCUUGUAUCCAUUGCAAAUAAAGAUGGUGAUACCCCUUUAGACAAAGCAAGAGGUCAUCUGGCUAAAAGAUUACAUGAUUUGGCUGUAGAAUAUGGACAGGAUUUGAAAAAGAUUCAAUUCAAAGAUCAAAGCUGGUUGGGUUUGAAGACUAGAAGUCGAGAUGCAACACUAUCAAGACACAAAGGAAUAAAUAUGGCAGAUUUAUCCUUACAUACUCAUUUAGCCAGUACACCAAGUGGAGAGACUUGGAGAGGACGUUGGCAAAAUAAUGAUAUCGUGGCAAAAAUCUUGAACAUACGCGAAUGUACGGCACGAAUCUCAAGAGAUUUCAACGAAGAAUUUCCUAAAUUACGAAUCUUUUCGCACCCAAAUGUAUUGCCUGUUCUCGGUUGUGUUAAUCAACCACCUCAAUUGGCGACGGUUUCGCAAUAUAUGGCGCGUGGGAGUUUGCAUCGGCUUUUACAUGGAGGUACAGGUGUCGUUGUUGAUACAGCGCGUGCACUUAGAUUAGCGCUCGAUGUUGCGAGAGCUAUGGCAUUCCUUCAUGGUCUCGAAAGACAAAACAGAUGUAGAUUCCAAUUAAAUAGCAAACAUAUUAUGAUUGACGAAGAUUUAACGGCUCGGGUAAACAUGGCAGAUUCUAAAUUUUCGUUCCAAGAAGUAGGUCGAAUUUACGAACCAGCAUGGAUGUCUCCAGAAGCCUUAAGCAAACGUCCGGCUGAUAUAAAUCUGGAAGCUAGCGAUAUGUGGAGUUUCGCGGUUUUGUUAUGGGAACUUGCGACCAGAGAAGUUCCGUUUGCAGAUCUUUCGCCGAUGGAGUGUGGCAUGAAAAUCGCUUUGGAAGAUUUACGUGUUAGUAUACCUCCAGGAAUCUCACCGCAUCUUGCUAAACUCAUUAGAAUUUGUAUGAACGAAGAUCCGGGAAAACGUCCAUCCUUUGACAUGGUUGUUCCGAUACUCGAUAAAAUGAAGCGUUAAUUUUUGAUACAAUAUUUUUUUUUGUCAAUCCUCAGAUCAUAGAAAAAGGUAUGUCAUUCCCGAAGAAACUUAAUGAACUUAAUUAGCUACUAAAACAUUUCAGAUGUUCAGUGCAGUGCCUCAACAAAAAGAACUGAAUUAUAUUUUUUAUAGAAUUAUAUUUGACGUAACAAUGUGCCUCCAUAAACUUCUUCCACGAUAUUGUAUCUAUAUGCAAUGAGCAUUUUAUUGUUAUCUAUUAUUUAUACAACGUAUAUCAUAUAUCGUUAAUGCUAAUAAUUAUACUCAUAUUUUCUAAGAGAAUAUUAACUUUCAAUUUACAAACAUAUUGCAGUCGGUUUUUCUAAUUGUUAAUUUUAUUUAUAAUAUUGCCAUUUAUCGAAUGUUAUAAAUAUAUAUAUAUAUAUCAGCCUUACUGUUACUUUUUCCAUUAUUUUACUUUAAAUACGGCCAGCAUACGUUGUUCAAAUAGUAGAGACUAGAUUUUUUUUAACAUUUGACAUACUAUUGUACUUUCACAUCAAAAUAAAUAAACUUAUACAGCAGCGUGACUUAAUAA